AAUGGUUGGAAGAAAACUACGAAUUGGCGGACGGAGUAUGCAUACCGAGAAGUACCACUAUUAUGGAAUAGCAGUUAAAGAGACGUCAUGCUAUUUUGAACCGUCAUUUUCAAAGCGUCAACCACAGCUAGCGAACACAAACACAAAUCAAAAUGGGCAUUGUAAACUUCAACCUGCUAAUCAACAAGUUUUAAAACCGCAUAAUGUUCAACAAACAAUGGCGAAAGAUAGGCAGAAAACUCUUUUAGCCGAAUUUCCAACUGUCAGUGAAAUGAAGUUACCACAUGGUAUUGAAAGCGAUAAAUUAAGUACUCUGUUGAUAAUGUACAGGACUCAUUGUCAACGGGUUGUCGACACAGUAAUUAGAGCCAAUUUUGACGAUGUUAGGUCUUUUUUGGUUCAUUUUUGGCAAGGAUUCCCGUCUCAUAUGGUAGAUCUUUUAAAAUCUGAUUACGUUGUUAUGGUAUUAGCCGUUUGCGACGGCCUAGUGUAUCAAAGUUUGGCAAAAAUACUUGUACCAACUUUGACCAACCAACUGCCAGAAAGUCUCGUUCAGGCUUUAGCCAAUUUUGCCGAUGACUUUGAUUCCUGCUUACAAUCCGCUUUAAGAGGAUUACCUUCAACACUUUGCAGUACGAAAUUAGAACUCGCCGCACGAUUCGUUGCCAGCUUAAAGACACGUAUAACCCUUUGUGAACUGUGCCAAGCUGCUAGGGCUAUAACCAAUAACGGCGAAAUAGUUAAUCAAAUGAUGGACGAUUGGGCCGAUAUAGACGUAAGCGCCAUCUGUGAACAAGUAUUAUGGAUGUCAGGGGUGAAUUGUAAUAGAGAAUCCCUAGUCUUUUUGUGCGGAGAAUUUGAGGAGGAGUUGUUAGAGGAACAAGCACCUUUGGAGACGUAUGUCAGCUGGUUGGAUAAUGUUAUAGAGAGAACCGUUAAAGAGAACAAUCUGUCCCAAUUUGCCUUAGUAUGGAAUGUUUUUUGUACGAAAGUUUUAAGAGAAUUAACUCUGCACUCGGCGCCAUCUUUUGGCAGUUUUCAUCUUUUACAUAUAUUAGCCGACGACUAUGUAAAGUAUAAGCUAGAUAAUAUAAGAGAUGAGAGGAAAAUGAAAGAUUAUAAUCAGGCUCUUAAGAGCGGAUGUGUACCAGAAAAGUUACUUCCAAUGCCGAAAAUAAUGGAAAAUCCUAAUCAGACGAGAGAUUGUAAUGUCGAAUGGCAUAAUUCGCAAUACAAUAAUCACGAAGUUGAUGGAAAUCAAGUUGCCAAUACUCAGUGGGUAGAUUAUGGACAUUCAGCAUUUUCUAUGACCCAAAAUAUGUUCAAUUUUUACGAUUAUGACCAAUGGAAUGUUGCAACGGCGGCACCUACUCCUCCAAGCUGUAGGCACGAUGCAGGGGCAGUUUAUUGCAGGCCUUAG
Dimorphilus gyrociliatus is the source of this 1420-nucleotide messenger RNA. The record is from the annotation of a GenBank genome assembly. NCBI's taxonomy places the organism in Eukaryota, Metazoa, Annelida, Polychaeta, Dinophilidae.